AUGGAGAGUAAAUGCAAGGAAAUCCUGUUACUGACAGGCCUGGAUAACAUCACUGAUGAGGAACUGGAUAGGUUUAAGUUUUUUCUUCCAGAUGAGUUUAAGAUCCCCACAGGCAAACUGGAAACCGCACACAGGACAGAGGUAGCUAACUUGAUGAUUCAAAAUGCUGGUGAGGAGUCUGCGGUGAUGAAGACCAUUCACAUUUUCCGGAAGUUGAAUUAUAUGCUUGUGGCCACAAGUCUCCAGGGAGAGAAGGACAAAAUUGAUAAGAAAUGCAAAUGUAGAGAAGGAACAAUGGUAGUGAAAAAGAGAAGUCAAGGUGAAAUGAGUCCUGUAGCCCCUGCAGCCAUCAAAAGUGACAUCAUGGAGCAAUGUUCUGCACCAGAAGUCUCUCCUCAUAUUAAGCCUGAGCAGAAACAGAUGGUGGUCCAGCAGGAAUCUGUCAGGAAAAAAGAGUUGCAGAAAGACCAUGUGAUAGUCAUGGUGCUGGAAGCAAUGAAGCCCUUUGAGUUUGAGACCCAAGAAGGGAAGCAAGAGAUAUUUCAUGUUAUAGUGGCUACUGAGAGGGAAUUCUUUUUCGUAAAAAAAUUUAAUACACAGCUAAAAGAUAAAUUCACCCCAAAGGGAAUAAUUAUAAUAUCAAAAUAUUAUUGACACCAUGGUUUCCGGGAGGUGAAUAAUAUGUCACUUGUAUUUGAUGCUGACUCAGACCAAAAGGUCAGUGUCCCAAAGAACAUUGUCAGAAAAGCUGGUGAAACUCCAAAGAUCAAUAAGCUUCAAACUCAGCCCCAUGGAACAAUUGUGAAUGGGCUGUUUGUAGUCCAGAAGAAAACCGAACAGAAGAAUGGUGUAUUAUUUGAUGUCAGUGACAACAUAGGGAGGAUGGAAGUGUUGGUGCUUGGAAAACCGAAUGAUACGAAAUGUGAGGAAGGGGAUAAGCUUCGACUUACGUUCUUUGACCUGUCAAAAAGUGGAGAAAACCUACAGCUGACAUCUGAAAUUCAUAGUACCUUUAAGGUGGGAACUGCGCGAUUAAGACCAAAAAAUAAAGUGAAAAGGACCAAUUCAAGCCAACUGGUCUAG
Cynocephalus volans (Philippine flying lemur) is the source of this 1083-nucleotide messenger RNA. RefSeq names its product absent in melanoma 2 (gene AIM2). Gene Ontology annotation, biological process: cellular response to interferon-beta; activation of innate immune response. Gene Ontology annotation, cellular component: AIM2 inflammasome complex; cytosol; nucleoplasm. Lineage: Eukaryota; Metazoa; Chordata; Mammalia; Dermoptera; Cynocephalidae. The record is from RefSeq and is a predicted model, not a curated record. Gene Ontology annotation, molecular function: double-stranded DNA binding.